GCCACAAAUAGAAAAAAUGAACAGUCCGGCAGUUGUACUUGUUCGGUUCAGUGCGUACGUAGUAGCGCUGUGGCAAUUGAAAGCAGCGGUGGUGUCGGCGGAAAUUUUUUCCAGAGAUUCGUGAUAAUCGACUACGAAAGAUCAUGUCGUGGCAAUUUCGAAGAAGCUUUUUACUACUAAUCCAGGUGAUUCACUUGAUGGACUUUGGCCGUGGUACGCCAACGGUUCGGGUGAAUUUGGAAGCGAAUCGCAUUUCGCAAAACAAUGACUCGGAAUAUGUGGCGGGCAUAAUGCGUUUGGCCAAAUCGGCAGAGAUGCGAAAUUUUAUGAAAACGGAUGAAGAUGUUUGUGAAAAUUUCUAUGAAUAUGCCUGUGGGAAUUGGCCGCGUCUAAAUCCGGCCGAGUCAACGGCCAGUAGGAAAACGUCAAUAUUUGAUUUGCUUGAAAUGACCUACAAACAGAGACAGCUGAAUCUUUUAAUGGAGGAUUGGGAGAAUGAAGAGACGGAUGAGGAAGAUGAGGAGGAGAUGGAGGGAAGGCAUCCCGGAGAUGCUAUCAAUGCAGAGGCUGUGAAGAAGGUGAAAGACUUUUACAAAUCCUGUCGCAAAAUGAGCAUGGUAAAGAAACCCCAAGUGGUAAUGGAAAUGCGUAAAAUAAUUGACGAAUUGGGAGUCAUGCCAGCCUUACUGGGUCCUGGCGAGGAAUGGGAAGGAGAAAAGGAUUUCAAUUGUUUCAAACUGUUGGGCUCCAUUCAACACAGAUAUGGUUUUGACAUUAUCAUACAAUUGGGUUUAAGGCCAGAUUUUGAUAACAGCUCCCAGCACACUUUGUUUGUGGGCCAACCGGCCUUGAAGCUGCGCACCAAAAGCGUUUAUCAGGGUUUGGCCACCCAGCGUAUAAGAGAGCAAUACCAAGAGGGAAUAGAGAGUAAUUUAAAAGAUUUUCUCGAUGUACCGGCGGAGAGGGCCCACCUGGUGGCCAAGGGAAUUUUGGAAUUUGAAAUCCAAUUAUCCGAGGGACUCAUGGAUUUUCACACCGACACCACCCUGAGAGCUGCCUCCAUUAAAAGGACACCUGAGGAACUGGAGUCACUAUAUGGAGAAGAUAUGAAUUUUCUACUAUUUUUGGAAACCAUUUUGGGUUACCCUUUAAAUGUCACGUGCUAUGAAUAUAGCCCAAAAUAUCAUGAGGUUCUACGCCAGGUUUUACAGCGCACCCCCAAGGCUCAGGUGGCCAAUUAUAUUAUGUAUCAACUGGUGGAGCCGUUCUUUAUGGCAUAUGAUCGCUCCUUCUUGGCGCUGGAGGAAAUGUGUCUGGAGAAGACGAAAAAGUUCUAUCAUCAUGUUUUGGAUUACAUGGUCUACAGGAGUUACAACACCGCCCUGAUGCAGCAUGACAUUUUGACAAUUUGGCGUGAGGUCAAACAAACAUUCCGUCAGCAAAUGGACACGACACGCAUGGACUGGUUGAGUGCAGAUUCACGUAAAUUGGCUCUGGAGAAAUUGGACAAGCUGCAGCUGCACAUUAAUUCCUAUGAAAAACGGAAUUUUUCCGAGGAAUAUAAACUGCUGCGCAUUGAUGAGGGCAACUACAUUGAAAAUCUCAAGGAUAUGAAUAAUUUGCGUGUCAUAAAGUUUCUCGAGCAAUUGAGUCAGUCGGGAAAACUGGAAAUGCCCACACAUCAAUUGGGCUAUUCACCGGCUUUUAUUAACUCGGAAAAUCUCAUCAUUAUACCCGUGGCUCUGCUGCAACCAAAUUAUCUGUGGUCCAGCCAUUAUCCACAGGCCCUGAAAUUCGGUACCCUGGGUUUCCUUUUGGCCCAUGAGUUACUGCAUGGUUUUGAUGACAUUGGCACCACACCACCACAUAAGACGGGCACCAAUAACACCAGCACCUGGUGGGAUGAGGCCUCCUUUAAGGCGUUUAAACACAAAAAGUCAUGUUUUAAAAAUCAAUAUGCCCACUUCCGUUAUAAUGGCAAAUAUUUACCCAUGUCCGAUAUGCAAUCGGAAAACAUAGCCGAUAAUGGGGCCAUCCAAAUAGCAUAUAAAUCCUAUAUACGCUGGCUGAAUCAGCAGACGCUGGAGUCGCUGGAUGAGCUGUUGCCCAACAUGAAAUUCAACAACAAGAAAUUAUUUUUCCUCAGCUUUGCCCAAUUCUUUUGCGUUGAUGUCGAUGAGGUAAUGAAGGAUAAGGUGUCGUUACUCGAUGUCCAUGCUCCGGCAAAAUAUCGAGUGGUGGGGCCUUUGGCAAAUUUCGCAGAAUUUGCCAAGGUAUUUAAAUGUGCACAAGGCUCCACCAUGAAUCCCCUGAAACGCUGUGAAAUUUACUAACUUUGUUUUUUGUUUUUUUUUAAUCAGCCAAGUACCUUAGAAAUCGGAUUAACAUUCUAUGAAUAAUUUUAAUUAAUUUUUUAUAUUGUUUUGUAAGUUAAUAAGAAAAUACCAAAUCACACAAUAUAUAUGUUUUUAUGUUUUAAUAAAUGUCG
This is a messenger RNA of Musca domestica (house fly), 2488 nucleotides long. RefSeq names its product membrane metallo-endopeptidase-like 1. Gene Ontology annotation, molecular function: metalloendopeptidase activity. Gene Ontology annotation, cellular component: plasma membrane. Bases 144 to 2333 code for a protein of 729 amino acids. The record is from RefSeq and is a predicted model, not a curated record. NCBI's taxonomy places the organism in Eukaryota, Metazoa, Arthropoda, Insecta, Diptera, Muscidae. Gene Ontology annotation, biological process: protein processing. The transcript has a single exon.